UCCUAGACGCGAAUGGAUCUUUUUCUCAUGGAUGUAUUAACUAUGGCUUAUUCUGCCUGAUAGCAGAUGUUGAAUUAGCUAGUGCUUAACAGCAAUUUAUAGAGACAAACAGCAAGUAUGUGUAUUGUCGAUAUAAUAAUAGCAACUUAAGAUAACUUUCUGACAACAGAUGUGGUAUAUAGCUACAUGUAAAAGUUAAAUGCCAGCGAGUCGCUGUCGUUUUAAAAUGGAUGCUAAUUAUGAUACAAUUAUGCUUGAGCUAAAUAAUGAAGUCAUAUUUGAUACUGAUGAAACUAAAGAAGAGCAGGAGAGUUUUUUGGUUCCCGAGAAGGACUCGGAUGAUAUUCCUCCAUCUCUGCUUAGCUACUUUGAAACUUCAAAGAGCAGAGCAGCAGUUUGUGAGAAGCUCAUCCUUGAGGAAAUUGAAGACUUCACUGCAUCACAUCACACUGAUGGCACGAUGAACUUGCCAUUUCAACUCGAUAAGGACAUGAGGAAACCAAAUGAGCAGGUCACUUGUGACACAGAAAAUGAAGAGAACAACACUUCCACUGACGCCUGCCUCCUUCCUGCACCCACAGAACCACUUUUCACUCACAAUGUGUCAGUGUGUCCCAACGAUGAAGUUGCAGAUGGAACAGAUGAAUACAUGGAGAGUGAGAAGCAUUUUGCAUUUGAAUACGAGGCAGAGCAAGAAAAACGACACUGUGAGAAGAAGGAGGAGGAAAGGAGACAAAUAGAAAGAGACUUCCAGAAGGAGCUGAAGAAGAUAAUGGAGGCAGAGAAGCUGCAUCAGAAGGAAUUUGAGUUGAUGGGGAAAAGAGCUCAGCAAAAACUUGAACAGGAGUUGCUGCUGCAACAGGAAGUGAUCAGCAACUUACAGAGACGAGUGGAGGAAGAGAGGAAGAUGAGGGAAGAGGAGCAGAAGAGGAUAAAGGAUGAGGAGGACAAGAGGAAAAGGGAAGAGGAGAAAAUCAAGAUAGAGCGUAAGGAAGAGGAAAAGAGGAGAAUGGAGAGGGAGGAAAAGAGGAAGAGAGAGGAAAGAAUCGAGAUCGAUUUGGAAAAGAAGAAGCUAGAGGAUGGGCUGAGAAUGACAAAGGAGAAAGAAGAGAGGAAAAGGGAGGAGGAGAAGAGGAAAAAGGAGAAGGAAAGAAAAGAGACAGAAGAGGCAAGGAAAAAGAUGGAGAAAGAGAAGAGAAAACUUGAGGAAGAAAUGAGCCUGAAGGAAGAGGAGGAGGAGAGCAAAAAGAGCAAUAAAGAAAACAUGAGAAUACAGGAGGAGGUGAGAAGAACUAAGGAGAUUGAGGAGAGAAAGAAGCAGGAUGAGAGGAGGACAAAUAAAGAAGAGCAGGAGGCUGAUGAUAGAAAAAAGAUGGCUCAGGAAAAGCUUAAUGAAGAGAUGAGGAGGAGGGGUAAAAGUAAACAUGAAAAUGAAGAUGAAGAAAUACAAUUUGUGGAGAGGCAAAAGAAGGAAGAAAAGGACGGGGAAAAGACGGAGGAGAAGAGGGAGGUGAAGGAAAAGGUAAGAGAAAAGGAAGGGGAAAACAGAAAACUUAAAGAAGAACUUGGACCCAUCGAAGAGGAUGAGGAGAGGAAAACGUACUAUGAAAAGAAAACAAAAGAGGAAGAACGGAAGAGGAAGCAGAGGGACGAAGUGUGUUCCAGAAUAAGGCUUAAAGAGGAUCAGGAGGGGUGUAAAGGCUCUGAUGUGUACAACAGAAAGUUGGAACACGAGAGCAAAGCAAAAGAAAAGAAACAGGAGGAGACGAGCAAAAGGGAGGAGGAGAUAAAAAAUGUGGAGGGAGAGAAGCAGGUGAAGGGAGAAUGUAUGGGAGAAACUAAGAAAGAGGUGCCCGAACAAACAGAAGAAGAAAUUAGACUCAAAGUAAAGGAGGGGAGCCAAAAGAGAGUGGUGCACGACAGGGAAAAGGACGAAAGAGCAAAUGAGCUGCAAGAGAAAAGAGAAAAUAACAGCACGAAUAAAGAUGAAACAGAAAACUCCCUGGUCUCACAACUACAAGACAGCACCACCUGGACUUCCUCAAGCCCUGGUCCUUCACACAGUGAGUCUACAGUCAGGCCCACCAGUACUGAAACCGUACCACAACAACAUGACCCAGAAGAGAACAUCAGUCAGACCUCCAUAGAUAAAACUGUGGACUGGGAAAAUCAAGCAGCAAGGCCUUCCCCUGUGUUUUUGCCCGUGUGCCUCCCAGUGCACACAGAGAACAAGAGGCUGUCAUGGAUGAAAGACUGCAUCCCCUGGUCCAAACUCUCCCUCCAGAACAAGAGGAAGCAGAAAGGAUCCGUUCGGAGUCGGAGAGGGCUGAGAGGCGCUGCCGAGGCCGGCAGUCUGCCACCUCUCUGCCCAGACACUUUGCUUCAGUUCACAGGCAGGAAAUCCCUGCGAGAGAUGACUACAGUGACCCUGGAGGACUUGCCUGGCUGUAGCUUAACCACUCUCGCUCAGUGUACUCAACUUCAGUCCCUCACCCUCAGACGCUGUGGCCUCAAAUCCCUGGAAGGCAUCAACCAGAUACCACAGCUCUGCUACGUCGAUGUACAGGAAAACGACAUCUCAUUUGUCAACUGUGAAAAUAUGACUAGUUUACGAGUUCUUCAACUCGGCCACAACAAGCUGACGUCCAUCCAUGGUUUAAGUGGUGCUGAAAAUUUGGACGUUCUAGACCUCUCACACAACUCCAUCACCCGCAUUGCUGGUCUGGAGUCUAUGAGGAGACUGCAGAGGUUGUCAUUGGAUCACAACCAGCUGAUCAGCACCAAAGGACUGAGGGAUGUGUUCACUCUCCUGCACCUGAACUGCUCACACAACCACCUGGCAAGUGUGGAGGGUCUGGAGAACAGCGCUCUGCUCAACACACUGGACCUGAGAGCCAACAGCCUCACUGAGCCCCCCAGUCUGAACAACCAGGUCCUCCUCAGAGAGCUGCAUCUAGACGACAACAGCAUUUCUUCCCUGCAGGGCCUCACUGCUUGCUGGCUCCCUCUCAUGCAACAUCUCUCUGUGGCCCAAAACCGAAUUACCCAGCUGCCCUCCAUGUCUGAUUCUGUGUCCCUUGCGAAUCUGGAUCUUCGAUUUAACUGCAUGUCAGAGCUCCAGAACGUGUGUGAAAGUCUGGAGGGAUGUCCAUCCCUGCGAGAGGUCCACCUCACAGGGAAUCCUCUUCAGCAGGAGAGUGGCUGGAGAUCCACUCUGCAGAAAGCAGUGCCUGGGCUGAGGGCCAUCGAUGACCAGGAGACAGACUCUUUUCUACCGCCCCGUGCUGUUCAACAGGUCAGCUUGGCUCCGGGCAGCUUCCUAGCGUUCUGCCAGGCUCAGCUUCAGCAGACUGGUGAUUUACAGCAGCAGCACAGCAGGGAGCUCAGUAAUGCCUCAUCUUCCCUUGAUGCUGUAAAGACCUCCUGCCGACACUUCGCUGAGGCUCUGCAGCUGGCUAAGGACCAGAGAUUUGCCCAUGAAUAUGGUAACACAACUGUGGCUGCCAAACACAGGGCUGCAAGCCAAACAAAACCUGAGGAAAGACUUGGACACAUGGACAGCACCAAUGCUGAGAAGUGUACUGAGUGCCCAGAAAUGGAAUCCACUGGAAAAGUCCAACCAGUUCUUCCAAACAGGGACAAUAUCAGAUACAAAUACUGGACUUUUGAGGAGAAGUUAGCUGCAGAGAGUCUGCAUUACUCAUUCGACACUGUUGCAAGAGGUCCAAAGACAGAGCCAACAAUUUGCAGAGCUAACUCUGGCAGUGUUCACUCCUCUGCAACAAACGGAAAACCAACUUCUUCCAAUAACGAAAUGGCACCUGUGUCCAACCAUCAAGACCUGGAUCUCCAAAACACAGCAGCAGUCGUGAUUCAGCAGCUGUGGAGGAAAUAUAGACUGAAAUGUGAGAACAUCAGCAGCCUUUCCACAGCUGAGAAAGGAGGUGGAAGUGGUAGAGAUGGAGGAAAGCCAGAGUCAGGACCUUCCUAUAUUAACGGGAGCAUUGUUGGCCAAGAUUACGCAGCAACUGUCAUCCAGGCGUUUUGGAGGGGCUUCACUCUGAGGAGGAGGCUCGCAUCUGCUCUGGCUGCUGUCACAUGCCCCGACACCGGAGAGGACGACACCUUUGAGGAGGUGGACAUGGAUGAAUGUGUUUUUGAUGAGGCAGCGCUGGAGAUUGACUGGACAUUGUCGCUUACUGAGGACCCACCUCCUAGACGUUACCCUGUGUCUGAGCAGCCACUGUUUCUGAAGCCUCCUGGGCACUUUCCUGAACCUUCCCAGUACAUACUCCCACCACCGCUUGUAUUGAGGCCAAAGCAGGCCUGGGUGCCCGGAGAACAGGUGGACUCUGCUGGACAGAGGCUUUCCCCAGAGAGCCCCAUCAGAGGCAAAUCUCCUGCUUCAACCUCAACGCUCAGCGGUCUCUCUGAAAGAUCAGAAAAGAUUCUGGAAGAAUGGGGCUUCACCGACAGACACACAGCCCUUCUGAUGCUCAAGAGAGCCCAGAAGAUGAAGUCAACGAAGCAACAGCAGAAGAAACGUAGGGAUCCAUCUGUCCGUCUUGCCUUGUUCAGAAACUGCAGUCCCCAGCUUGGUCCAGUGGAGGCACGAAACAUGCCAGCACAACACAACAGGAAUUAUUUAAGAGUUGGUGUGGCUGAGCUGGGCCUUCAGCAGGCAGAGAUGGUGGAGCGAGUGACGCAGGAGCGGGCUGAGCAGUGGCUGCGCACCCAGGCUGCUCACUCUGACAGGGACUCAGAGAGCGAGCAUUUCUUACCGGAGAUCAGCUCAGACAUUCUCAACGGUGGCAGAGUGCAGCUUGUGGCUGACCCAGGAUAUACAGAACGUCUACAUCAGGCCAGUGGAUUGUGGGCCAACAGCAGUUUAGCUGCCCAGCCUUGCAAAGAGAACAAUUAUCCUCGCAGAAACUCUUUGGGUCGUGCAAGAAAAGAGGUUCCAUCUCCUCAGCGAGUCACCUCAGCUCCGUCAAAAAAGGAGCGCAUCUCCUACCGAGACAACCCUGUCCAGUUGAGCGGCGGCUGGGGAGGGGGCAAGAAGAGGGACAAAGUGUACAAGUAAACCACUGACUCUUCUACUACCACGUCACCUUCUUUUGCUGGCCUCAUCCAACACCCAGAGCAACUUACAGACAGAUACAGUUGGUAUUUGUCCCUCUUCUAAUACGUAUCUGUAAAAAAAAAAUGCAGCAUUUUCAAACUACAGUACAGGCCAAAAGU
Perca fluviatilis (European perch) is the source of this 5241-nucleotide messenger RNA. It is a transcript of the gene lrriq1, whose product is annotated as leucine-rich repeats and IQ motif containing 1. The transcript has 27 exons. The record is from RefSeq and is a predicted model, not a curated record. Lineage: Eukaryota; Metazoa; Chordata; Actinopteri; Perciformes; Percidae. The coding region runs from base 200 to 5083 and encodes 1627 amino acids. Gene Ontology annotation, molecular function: protein binding.